CUCUCUUCACCUGUUACAGAAGAUGUAAAGAUCUACUUGAAUCAUCCGUAGACCAUGUUUCACAGCUUUUGCAGCAUCUGCGUCUUGAUAAAUUUAUGCUGUUUUGGUAAGUGAACUUUCAGAAUUCUGUCAUUCACGCUAACUCUGGAAUAAGAUCAUAGAGUGGGUCUUUCAAUGGGUCGAUGCGAUUUUAGCCAUGGGGGCUUGAAAAGAUGUUUGUAUAACUUUUAUUGUACAUUACAGUAUAAGAUUAUUUUAAACAAAAAAUUAUUUCCCAGAGAUAUUUUAAUUUAAGUUAAAUCUAUACCCUAGCUCUGGUAUCAAAGCAUACCCUUAUUGAAAUUUGCUACAUUCAAAUAAAAUAUUGGUAUGUGAAUCUAAGGCGAGAGGUCAACAAGAAAAGAGAGAGAUGGUUUUGCUUUCUAUGGUGCUAGCCCGGAUUUAAAAGAUACUUGCCCAUGCAAGCUGUGGUAUACUGACAAGGGGUGAAUUUUUUAUGGCAGUGCUAAAUUGCUCUCACUAAUGGCUAGUGGCGAGUGCAAGAUUUGAGCCAUUCUUGUGUAACGAUGUUGAAGAUAAGAUUCAGUUUCAUUUCGGCGUUAAUUUAGUACGUGACCAAGACAAAUUAGAGGUGGAGAGCGUCAAUGACAAACCAUAACAACAUUACAGAGUGUGGGGCAUGUGAGAUAUGGACUGUAUUUCACAUCACUCUAAGCAAGACUUUCAGACCCCCAAUUAUCCAAGGACUCACCUGGAGAGUACCUUAACUCAAAACAUUACUUCAUUUUAAGAAUUACCCAACUAUAACGACAUCAUCGUGAAUUGUGUUAAUAUGACACUCUGAAAAAUACAAUUUCAGUAUCACUCGAACAAUGCAUGACAUUCCAAACUUGUAACUUUGUAUUUCGACCAGUUCUUACGUGAAGACAAAGAUUAAAACUGUAAUAAAGGCAAAGUUCUAUAUGAAAGCAACAGGUCCUUGUACAGCCCCUUCCUUCGCCAUCUACUGAAUUAGGGAUUUCCAAAAUCUUUUUUUGGGAGAUGCUUGAUGACUGAUGGGACAUCUCCUAUAGUAGUCAUAUUCUUUAUAUUAGCCAUCAUCACUUUGACUGAGUAUAACAAGACUGAGUCCUCGUGGACUCAUUGGAGUGUAAACUGAGCAAAAAUACUGCAAAAAAUACUCAUUUUUAUUUUCUUCCUGGUUUUCUCAUUUUCACUGAAUAAUUACAAUUUUAUUAUUUUAUUUAAAGUGUGAAUUGUUUGAAAUUUUAUUAAAAUUUUAAAUUUAAGGUCAAAGUAGCCCAACUGGAAGCCCAGCUGACGAGGAGAGUUUUCCAGUUUGGCUCCUUCGACCUUAAAUAAGAAAUUCCUUUUUUAAUUCUCCACAAUCCUCACUUUAGUAAAUAGUCCUGUUAAUGUUUGAUCUCCUUACCGAGGACUAAUUUUGAUUGAUAUUGUCUUGUAGUAGUCUCCUUUCAUUAUAAUUUAAACAUUUUUAAAAAUGUCUUGGAGCCAGAUGUUUUGCCGACUGUAGCAAUUUGAACGUUUUCUAAAACAGUAACAGGCAGAGCAGAGCUAUAGUUUGUAACAGGUUUCAGACUGAUGGGAUUUAAAGACAUAAACAAUUUGUAAUUUUAGAUCAGAAAAAAAAUCCCAAAACAAAAAACCCCCCAGACAAAAACCCCAAGUAGUAGAUUGAGAAUGACAUACAUCAGUGGGUUUAUGCAAAUUUAUAUAUAUAUAUAUAUCUGUGACAGAGUAAACAUACAUAAUGGUUUUACUGCUAUUUCCUGCUCAAAUUUAAUUAGAUUUUUCCUUUAAUUGAAAAAAAUUAAAUAUUUAAAACAUUUGUAAGAAAGGGUUAUAUGGUUUUUUUUUUUGAACAAUCUAUUCCUUGAUAACAAUAUAUCAUAACAUAUUUUAAAGGCUACUGAUGAAACAUUAAUUACUAUUAAAAAACUUUAUUUAUAAAGCGCAAACAAAUCCUGCAUUUCUGUCCACGGGUACAAAUUGGUACAAGUAGAAAUGAAUGAGGUGGGAAGGGGAACAGUACUGUGUCAUUAAGUACUCUAGAUAAUCUGCUAGGAUGUGGAGACAACUGACACCCUGAAUGUAGGUGUGAUGGAUGGCCUGCUCCCCCUGAUUUGUUUAGCGCAAGCCACAAGCUCACUGUGCCAUUUUGUUCCACCCCGUGGUGUUUUGUCAGGUGCUGUGUUCAUUGCUAGGAUGAAUUGUAUUUUGUAGGUUAAUUAAGUUAAAUUCUGUAAGUGGCCACCUGAUGUGGGAGCCACCAAGUCUACACUUGUAAUUGAAUGUUAUCUACAGUAAAGGGCCAUGUUAAUGUAAUCAGAGAUUGCUCUCAAGGGACACAGUGGGUCCAGAUAACCAUUUGCUGUCAGGGUGGGCUUAUUUUUGGGGGAUGUCUUAUUUCGGGGAACAACGGUAGCAAGCAUGUGCUAGCAUGUGGCCGGUCAACAUUCAGGGGAAUUCCCAAACAUAGAUCAGUUCCCUAGGGAAUGGAAUCCCCCGGAUCAAUGUUUGGGGAAACUUUCCCGAAUAUCGAUUACCUUAAUCGCGAAUGAACAAAGAUUAUCAAUCUAGCGACUAAAGACUAGGGCUUAUUUUCGGGGUAGGGCUUACAUUAUGAGCAUCACCCGAAAACAAGCUAGGGCUUAUUUUUGGGGAUGUCUAUUUUUAGGGUAAACAGGGUAUUGACUGGUUCUGUAUUCCCAUUGGUGUUUUUUUUACUGUAUGCUGUGAUCUAUGUAAGAUGGAUGUUUAUACAAUAAAACUCUCUGUUCUUUGAGUUUCCAAGAAGAAGCUGGUUUGUCUCUUUCUUUAGGUCUCACAGGAUUUUGUUAUCGAUUGUCCACUAUAAAGUACUUACUAAUAAGAGUAUUAUUGCCAGAGGACUAGGUAGGUAGAAUAUCUCAUAGUAGCAGUUAGUGGUGCAGGUUAGGUAAAAGAAACUCACAUACAAUAGCGUGCCUGAACUGGUACAAUUUCACGGCCAGAGACACCAGAGCCGUAACCUCACAACAGGUAACACGUCACCUUGUGUGUUCCAAAUUAUAAUUAAUUAAUUAAAUAAUGGCAGUCAAUAGGCAUUGGGUCACUAUUCCCUGAUGGUUGAUUUUUAUAACUUUAUGCACCACAUCAUAAUAAUUUAAGUGGUGUAUGUAAGAACUACAUAGACUUCAGCAACUCCUGGUGGUCAUUAUUCAUAUUACAUAGAUUAGUGAUUAGUGCUGGGCUGCACCCUAGUGGCAGAUAUACGGAUGAUAAUUUGGCUGAUUGGAUUUUAUUUGGAUAACUAUCUGGUGUAUAUUAUUACUGCACAACUGGAACAUUUGUAACUGCCUUUUUUAUAGGCUGAGUUUUCAUAUAACUAGUGUGUUCAAUAUAACAUUUUGGCUUUCUCCAAAUUUUCUUUUAACUAGUUGGGUCUUUCUGUCCAUAACCACCUCUUAGUAAUAGAAUUACAUUAGUUGGACCUCAUUUCUUACUUCUCGGUUCUUUUAAAAAAAUGAAGAUGAUCCAAUUCCAAUAGGUCCAAUAGGUCAAUGCCUUUUUUUUUUUUUUUAAAUAUUUGACUAUUAAAGUUUUAAUAUUCAUCACAUAUUCUUUGUAUCCUUCAAAUAAUAAGGAGCACUCACACCCCUCGGUCUGGUGGUGGACCACACACACACACCACUUUUUUUGGAAACUACAAGAAUGUUAUGAGUUUUUUGUCUCAUAAAACCAAAGUAGCCAAACUGGAAGCCCAAAUUGUUGACCAAUUUGGCUAUUUUGACCAUAAUCGUGAGCUUCAUUGUGCAACACAUUUUGAAAUCUUACCUUAGUGAAUAACUCUGUGUGACCACGAAUAAUGAAACCAGCUUGCGACAUGAAGCCAUUACAGGUUGAAAGCGUUGUGAGGGUUUCCGAUAUAUUUAUACCUGCUGUCCAAUAAAACAUUUCCAUGUAGAAUCAUUUUUACACAUUAAAACUGCAUGUUUUUCCCCUCCAGAAGUGACAAUGGCAACUGGGUGUGAUAUAGACCACGUGACAAUUAAUGCAACCAGCGGAGUAUCACUUAAUAUACCUGCAGGAAAACUCGAAAACGUGGAGAAAAUAAUAUUAAAAAGAAAUAACGGCAGCACGUCUACAAAACUUUUUUCUUAUGAUCUUCAAAGCAAGAAACCUUUAUUGCGUAAUCGACGCUAUUCGUUCUAUGAUCUCAAUGGAACAGUGCAGUUUGUUGAACUCCGUGAGAAAGAUGAAGGAAACUAUGUCUUGGUAAAAGAACGCGGAACCUACGAAGAAAUGUGCUCAUUUAAUAUCAAAGUUUACGGUGAGUUACGUAAGUUAUGGAAACAACGAGAGUGACAAUGGCUGAGGAUAAAAUGUCCUGUUUAUCUCAUUAGGUGCUUUAACGUUCCACCUUCAGUUAAUUUUAUUCAACUAUAGCCAUUUUGAAACUUGAUUUACUUGUAAUGUGUUUAUAGGUCACAUUCUGAUUAAUAAUUCACGAUGUUCACGAUGGGAAGUUACAUUCCACAGCAUGAGGGCCAGAGUACUAUUCGAAUUAUAAUAUUGAUAUUUUUCCAGUAAAUCCCCCCUCCCCCAAAAAAGCAAAUUACCAACAUUUUGGGAGUGGGAUAUGAAUCAAUUGCAUUAUGUCUCAUAUUUUUGUCUUGGAUGAAGAGUUUUAAAGAUUGGUGCUUGGGAUGCCCAAUUGAAAAUAUAUUUUUUUAUUCCGUUUGAUUUUUUAAGUGUUCACUUUUAGGUUAAAACUCAAUAUAAAGUUUCUGUUUUGGAAGAAGAAAUUACUUGGAAGUAAUAUGUGCAAUGUCCAUAACUUAGUGUUAGAGAGCAUAUUUCCUUAAAGGGAUCCUAUAGUGCCAGGAAAAACAAAGCCAGUGAUUCAAGACAUCUCUAUGGGGAGAUGCUUAUUGUCCAGGGCUGUGUUUGGCCUGUGCUGGCUCUGCCCCUGAUCUGCCUCUGUCAGUCUCAGCCAAUCCUAUGGGGAAGCAUUGUGUUUGGCUCAGACCACCACUUCUGAUGAUGUCAGCAGACAGCAGGCAGGUCAGAGUUAGACAGGGGCAGAGCCGGCAGCUGCAGACUUGAAUGCAGGUAAGAUUUUACUAUAUUUAGGGAGGCAAGGAGGCAGGGGGGCUAAAUGGUGGUUUUAACACUAGAGGGUCAGGAAUACAUUAUAGUCCACUGGGCCCCUGCCUACACAACCACUCACAGGAAUACAAAUGUAAAUUAUCGAUAAAAUUAAGCCUAUAUUUAUUGGCACUUCCAAAAAAAUCACUGUUUAAAAAUUAAAAAAAACUUGCUUUACAGCAGAGAAUAAUGCACACAAACAUUUGGAAAAUAUAACAUGAACCUUGAAGUUGAAAAACAAGAAAGUCAACUUAAAAAUGGUGCUCGGUUGGUAAAUCAUACAGACGGAGAUGACACAGUGUGAAUUUACAAUUAAUUCUUUAUUAUUAAUCAAGUGUUCAACUCUAACAUUUACUAAAUUUCUUUGCAGAGAAUUGCUUUAUAAUUGGCUUGUUCAGAUAACAGCUAAUACUGAGGUAAUGAGUCCACUUAAAUGUUUUAAGAAGGAGGAUUUGAAUGUUGUGAAUAAAUCUCCUGGAAUAAUAUACUAACUAUGGGACCCCUAUGCUCGUGGGCCCCCGGGCAACUACUCAGUGUGCCCAUGCGCCAUGCAUUAAGACAACUCCGAUGUAAGCAAGCCAUAGCAUCAACAUCUGGGAACAUUUGUCUACUCUAUCACAGGCCCAUAUCAUAUAUCUUAUUGACUCUGCCAAAGCUUGGGAAACACUUGCAUCUUCCAGAAAAUUGGUAUGUGAGCCUUUGCUGCGUUAAGUAGGUGCAUAGUGAUGCUCUUUUGUAUUUAGCUAUUGAAAGGGUUGUAUGGUGGAGAAGCAUGGAUUCAAGGUUGAAAGGAGCCAGCAACCCUUAUGACAACUCCUUCAGUACCUCCGUGCUGUGCACCAGUGACAGCAAGGGGCUCAAAAUUAUGGUAAGGUCCAUUUUAAAGCAACGAGAGCUUGCAAGGUCACCCUGAUUGUGGAGUUAGCUCAGAGUGGCCAGGGACAAUAUUUCCUGUCCAGCCCCACCGGUACUGGUAGACAACAGACUCCAAGGACAGCCAUUAAGGUUUUUUUUGUUUUUUAAAGUUUCAUAUAAGGUUAAUGUUUAUUAAUGGAACACUCUAAGUAAACAAAAGAUUGCUCUUUAGACCAGACAGAUAUGGAAAAAAACUUUGGAUUAUUUAUUAAAGCUUUGCUUAAGGAAAUUGCCAUGAUGUAUGUGUUAAUCCAGCAGAACAUGUCCUCUCUUGUUGCCUCUCCUUUCAUCUUGAUCUUAGAGAUUGGCCGAGACAGGUACCUGCUCAUUUAUAACGCCAUAAUUUAAAACAGGUAGGUUUUAUUCUAAGGUUAUUUUCCUAUCCGUAGGUAAAACUUAUGUGAUCAUAUUGCUUGUAACAGGUCAGAUCAGGAACAUAUCUAUCAAUCAAUCUCUCGUUCUUGUAAAUGACACCUGUGUUGUCAUCCUGAACUGCACGGCAUUGGCAAAGGAUGAAACAACAUUUUACUGGAGUCGAGACCAAGAGGAUCUGAGACAUAACAGCAAUAUAUUGCAGAUAAUUCUGACAUCAGACAAUGUUGAUAGCUACUAUAACUGCACAGCGAAGAAUUCUGUCAGUAAGAGUUCUGUUACCAUCAAACCAUUCACAGGAUGUAAAAUGCCACCAGGUAAGAGCCACCACAACGGUAGGUGUUAGGGAAAGUAGUUUAUCAAUAGAAUUAAGGCAUCCAAUCAUUCCAAAUCCCAAUCCAUGAUAAUCAGUCUUAGCCAUGGCUGUUAAGUUUACAAUUAUGCUAGUCUGGCCUAUUUCUAACUGAAAUAUGACCUUUUCAAGGAUAUUUGAGGAGUGUUGAUGAAAAGUCUUCAGGUUCUUCUCAAUUUUGAAAGCACACUUCCACAAAGCAUUAACAAGGUUCCAAGUAUAUUAGAGGUUCAAUAUGUUCACCAGUAGAAGGAACAAUGCUGAAAUAUCUGUAUUUAGUUACAAACGUUCUACCUGCGGUAUAAUCAGUGGAACAGUCUCUUCAGAGAGAAAAAGUAGUUAAAUGAAAAUCGUGAUAAACUGAUUAGCUGUAACAUUGUAACAGAGCUUAUCCAACUGACGUGGAGUGCCCAGUCUGUCCUGUGGACUGCUCGUGUAGACUGGAUUAAUCAAACACGUGGCAUGCUUCGAAGCGCCAUCAUAGACACUGGCUGCUCACAGAGCAUGUUCCUAAGUAACCUUGAGGUGCAUUGCGUCACAUCUGGUCCGAGAUUGGCAGUGUCACUCCUGUAACCUCAUUGCCACACUUUUUGGUUUUGUAGGAGUGAUGUGGACAAAUCAGACUUGUUAACCAUAUUCAUGCUGUUUUUGCUUGCAACCCCUGCCCUUUUGUGGUUUCUGUUCCAAUACCUGAUCAGCACGUUCAUUAUCCUGUUCUCUAUUUUACUGGUUUGGCUUGUUUCUGGAUUCUGUGUACCUCUGUGACACUGACCCGGUUAAUUUAUAUGUUAUUCUGAUUUUCUGUAGUUCUGAUCAAGCUGGUAAAUCCAAUUAUCUGUUUAUACUGUAACUCUGACCUUGGCUCAACUAAUAUGUCUAUUCUGCUUCCCAUGCUAGUUAUCCCAAGUUCUGCGUAUUCGGACACAUUCACCAUGAUACACUUAUCGUGGUCUUGCAUUGAAUUGCAUUGUGUUAACAAAAUACCAAACUAAAAACAGAAUUUAAUGUUUCAAAUUUGGCUAUUUGGACCUUACAUUUAAAACUAACUUUGAAUUUUUAAUUCUCACAUUAGUAAAUAACACCUGUAAGUGAAAGAUUGAAUAUCACAUGGCCAUUGUACAGCUGUUGUUAGUCCAUGGAGAUUGCAAGACUCCAUGUGUUAUUUAUUUAGAUGUGUCACAGAUUGGUCACCAAUAAGACGGGAUUUCUACUUACCAUUGACCAUGUAAUUUAUCUUUCUAUUUUAGACAGAUUAGCUAUACUACACGAUAGGAAACUGGCAUGGGUGCCCUCUCUUAUCAUUUUAAAGUCUUUUAUAGGCCUUACGAUGACCGGGGCAGGGCAUAUGCCACAGUAACAUUACUAUGAUUAUUUUUUAGAAUAUUUUCCUGUUUGUUUUUAGAAAAGAACUUUGAUUUUGUGGCGGUAUCUGUCUCAGUGUCUCUGGCUGUGUUGGGGAUCAUUCUUGCACUCCAAAUCUACAAGGUUGUACUGCGUAGACACAAAACGACAGGUAAGAAAUUCUAUGCAUGUUUUGCUGAUUAAAAAUUUCUAACAAAUUAUUAUUGAGUAACACAAUUUGGGGCGAGAUGAGCUGUGUUAAUAAUUGUUUUGCUGUUCCUUAAGUUGAUAUACUUUGUUGCCUUUUAUGCUUUAACAGUGUGCACAAACAAGCACCCCCACAUUAUAUGCAGUGCAGUAUAUAUAUUGUUAGUGUGUUAAAGGAGAACAUUCACUAUCCAGAAUUAAUUUUUUUUGGACAAUCUUUAUUUUGUUACAGUAUGCAACAGUUCUCAACAGUUUAAUUCCAUUUUCUUACAUUCCGUACAGAAAAGAAGUCAAUAAUAUGAAAUAUUGGGCAAUAGGGUUAACAUAAAGUACGAACAGAGCAUAAUAAGUGUGUGUUAGAUGUAAUUCAACUUUCUAGUAAGCCUAUCCUUUCCCUUUUCUAUUUUUUUUUUUACAAUCUUUAUUUAUUUUUUCCUUAUUUGUUGAACAUUGUAAACUAUCAUAAGAAAUGGUUACAAACCCAUGCCUAAAUAAUGUGCACCGAGUUGGAAUUGUAUCGUCAUAUCUUCUGUCGUUAGACUGUUAUCAAAAAAGUCCCUCAACUGUUGCCCCCCUCCCCAAUUAUCCCCUUAACUAUGUUCUAUAACUAUGUGUGGUUCCCAUCGUAUUGAAAAAAAAGGGUGGUUCCGCCCCCUCGCUGGCAGAGCCCCCACUUAUGCAGUGCCUCCACCUGUUCGCCUACCACUCUCCUCCUAGCUGUGUGCAGGCCCCUUACCCAUCUGUGCUACUGCCUAUAUCUUACUCGCUGUUUGCGCAUAGUUUUCCUAAUUCCAAUGUGGCUACGUACAGUAGCUCUCCACCGGGACACCCGUAGUGCUUCAGCCAUUAGCCACCACAGCUUGGCUGGAGUCUCUCCAUCAUUUCCUGCCCUGAAACAAGGUCCUGGGUACACCUUCAAGUGAUUAAGCUCUCCUGCAGAGAGUAUAGCUGAUCCACCAAAACUCUAGUCCAGACUGAGUGAAGGGUGUAAAGGAACUGGUUUAUUCAGGCAAUGCACACAGAAUUUAUACAUAUCCCCCAGCAUGGGGUCUCCAUUGUAUUCAUUACACGCCCCUCCCAGAGAUCUCUUUGCGUGGGAAAUAAUUGAGUUAAAUACCAGUAAGCUAAUUAUCUCCCAGAGAUAAUUAGACAGAGAGCCAAAAUACAAAAACCUAAAAGUACCCGAAAACAUAAUAAAAUAUACAGUAACCCCACAAGUCAUACAUCCCCAAACAGCCCUGAUCUGAGUGCCCAAGUUGUCCAAAUAGCGAUCUGAUCCAUGCAGUAUAGGGGAAACUCCACCGGAGCAAAGUUCUGACCGGCCGCACACGUGGUCCUAGCCAGUGGCGUACUAAGGGGGGGCAUGGGGUGUGAUUUAUUAAAGGGGGGUGUGGGUUAAUUAAAGAGGGGUGGAUUAAUUAAAUAAUUAAAGAGGGGAUUAAUUAAAGAAUUAAAGGCAGUGGAGGUUUAUUAAAGGGGGGUGGAUUAAUUAAAGGGGGAGGUUUAAGUAAAGGGGGGUGGAUUAAUUAAAGGGGGGUGGAUUAAUUAAAGAGGGGGGUGGAUUAAUUAAAGGGGGUGUGGAUUAUCUAAAGGGGGUGGAGGUUUAAUUAAAGAGGGUAGAUUAGUCAAAGAGGGGUGUGGAUUCAUUAAAGAGGUGGAUUAAUUAAUGGGGGUGGGGAUUAAUUAAGGGGGUGGAUUAAUUAAAGAGGGGUGGAUUAAUUAAAGGUGGGUGUGGAUUAAUUAAAGGGGGGUGCAGGUUUUUUUUAAUUAAGGGGGUUGCAGUAUUUUAUUUAUUAAGGGAGGAUGUGCACUGCAGAUUUUUCUUUUUUAUUACGGGGGUGUGCAGGGUUUUUAUUAAGGAGGGUGUGCAUGUUUUUUGUUAUUAGGGGGAUUGUGCAAGUUUUUGUUUUUUUAUUAAGGGGUGUGCAGGGUUUUUAUUAAGGAGGGUGUGCAGGGUUUUUAUUAAAGGGGGUGUGCAGGGUUUUUAUUAAUGGGGGUGUGCAUGUUUUUUGUUAUUAAGGGGAGUUGUGCAAGUUUUUGUUUUUUUAUUAAGGGGGUGUGCAUGUUUUUUUGUAAUUAAGGGGGUUGUGCAUGUUUUUUUUAUUAAAGGGGGUGUGCAGGGUUUUUUUUAAUUAAGGGGGUGUGCAGGAUUUUUUUUAAUGCAGGGUUUUUAUGUGUAGGGAGUGUAUGAAAUUUAUGUGAUCAGUGUGCAGGGUUUUUAUAUGAAGGGCGAAGGGCAGGGUUUUUCUAGAAAGGGCGAGACCAGGGGUUUUGUAGAAAGGGGCAGAGCAGGAGUUUUCUAGAAGUUUCUCACCAGCCCCUUUCUACAAAAGCACUGGUCUUCCCCCUUCUACAAAACUGGCGCAUUUAUACAAAACCCCUGCCCUGGCCCUCUUCUACAAAACCUCUUCCCCAGCCGCUACAUCUUUUGAGCCCAAAUCCCUUUCCUAUGCUAUUUCUAAGGAUCAGCUUAAGGGGUUAGCUCCCAAGUGGAGCCAAAUGCACAUGCGCAGCAAGAGCUGCGUGCACAUUCAACCAGUCCAUAGGAAAGCAUUUCUCAAUGCUAUGGACGUUCUGCAAGCUGGAAGACAGCCACUAGAGGUUGGCUUAACCCUGCUAUGUAAACAUAGCACUUUCUGCACUUACUGUACCACCAGGGCCGGCGCUACCUGUUAGGCGGACUAGGCAGCCUUGGGAAGGGGCGCUGCCAGGAGCACCGGCCCCCCUCAUGCUGCAGCCGCCCGAGCGCUCUGUAGACAGCCUCAGGCAGCUGCAGCUUUGCCCGGGCGGUGCGUCCAUGAGGACGGACCGCACCGCCCGGGCGCAGCCUGAGGAGAGGGGCUGACAGGAGGGAAGCGGCUCAGCUCCCUCCUGUCACUCCCCUCAGUGUAAGCGUGGCGACACCUCCUGGCCAGUCCCUUGGUACGAGAGCAUCUGUCUCCCCUUACCCGGCACAGACUAACAGGAAAGUAACACUGAAGUAUGCACUUCCCUGUUAGUCAGCUUGAUACAAGCUAAAAACUCCCUGUACCCUUGAACUAUAAACUAAACCCGUAGCAAAGAGAGCAUGAAAUUAGGAAGAGGAAAGAAAUAGAAGUGACAAGUAGAGAGGAAGAAGUGACAAGUAGGGGAGUAGGAAAGAAAGAAAGUGACAAAUUAUAGGGAGGAGAAAAGAGAGACAAGGAGAGAUAAAGAGAGAGAGCAGAGAGAGAAAAGAGACAAGAGUAGGGGAGAAGGAGAGGAGCAAGGAGAGGAGAAGUAUGACAAGUAGGGGAAAGAAAAGAAGGAGCAAGGAAGGGAAAGAGAAGGGAACAAGGAGGGAAAAGAAGUGUGACAAAAAGGAGGAGGGAGAAAAGAGAGAGACAAGAGAGAACAGGAGAGAGGGAGAAAAGAGACAAUGAGAGGAGAAAGAGAUAAGGAGGGAAGUGUGACAAGGAGGAGAAAAGAGACAAGGAGGGGAGAAAAAGAGAGAGACAAAAGGAGGGGGGAGAAAAGAGAGACAAGAGAGGGAAGGGGUGUGACAAGGAGGGAGAAAGAAAGAGAGAACAAGAAAGGGGAAAAGAGCAGAAAGAGAGAGACAAGGAGGGGGGAGAAAGAGAGAGACAAGGAGGGGGGAGAAAGAGAGAGACAAGGAGCGGGGAGAAAGAGAGACAAGGAGGGGGGGAGAAAGAGUGUGACAAGGAGGGGGGGAGAAAGAGUGUGUGACAAGGAGGGGGGAGAGAGAUUGACACCCAUCACACACACAUAAUCACACACAAUGCAACCCUUGCACACAGAAAAACACACAAUGCAUUACACACACAGAAACACAUACACAAGCAAUGCAACCCUUACACAUAAUGCAUCCCUUACACACACAGAAACACACAAUGCAUUCAUUACACACACUCAGUGCACCCCUUACAGACACACACACUGCAUCCGUACAUACACAGAAACACACCUUGCAGCCCUUACACAUACAAACACAGAUUCACACAAUGCAUUCCUUACACACAUCAGGACAUCCCCUACACACUCCACCCCCUGUGAACAAACUCAUUGGUGGAACAUGAAGGUGGACCCUGGGACCCAGACCUUGAGCUGUGUAAAGGGCCCCCCAAAAAAUGGAGCUGCUUCACUGAAAAUGUUAGUUAUGUUUAAACAUCUAAGUGUUUUCAUAUAAUAUUUUGAAAGGUACUUUCACGCUGACUCCUCCAGAGAGAGCCCCACUACCAGAGCCAGUAGAACCACAGGCGGCAGGAUUUCUCACAAUAUAUUCCCAGGUUCAAAGGACACCGGUAUGUUAUACACAUCUAUGGUAUGCAUUAUCUUAUUGUAUUGCAUUAGCAGAUAGGAUUAAAAUACACCAAAAUACUAGUGAAACUGACUUGGUGUCAAAAUAUAUAUUUUUUCAGCCUCACUUUAAUAUUUUACAUUUUUAAUAAGCUCUUCAAAUGAUUUAAAAAUGUUGAAAAAUAUUUUAAUAUUUUUUAAUGUUGCUAUAUGUUUUUUUUAAUGUAUAAUAUAUUUUUGAUAUUUUAAUAUUUAACCAUUUGAAAAGCUUAUCUGGAAAUAUUAAAUAAUUUGAAUAAUAAUUUUUCAAAAGAUAAAAUCGAGGCCUCUAUUAGGUGGUGCGCCUGUGCACAUAGAUUAUGUAUCCGCCCCCAAAAAAUCCCCAACAAAAACAAACUUAAAAGGAACAUAGACAAACUAUGGGCAGAACACCUGCACAAACUGGGGAAAAGCAGUCAGUAUUUCAUUACUGUGAAAUUAUAUAAAGUUUUUUGUAUAAUACUUAUUUUCUCAAACCUCGUUCAGCUUACGGUCUUAUCGUAUGGCUAAUGAAGUUUUGUUAAAUAUUAUUUUACAGGUAAAAAACAACAUUGCAACGGGCACAGAGAGACCACGAGCAGAGCACAUGCACAGACUGGUAAGAUGCAGUCAGUAUUCAUUCCUUGUUCAUAAACUAUAAUUAUUUUUAUUGAAUAUUCGUUCGAUUUUCUUCCGUGGGAUAUUGCAGAAAGAUAAGUACUUUUAUAUUUCAUUUUUAAAUUUUUUUUAUAUAUAUAUAUAUAUUUAUACUUUUAUCUAGCAGAGAAAGAGAGGCAGAGAGGUUGAUGUACACAUAAAUUAUAUAAGUGUAUGAAAAUAAAGAAUCAUUUAAAAAUUCUCCCCGUCUUUACAUUUAUUUAUUUAUUACAUAUAAAUUGUAAUUAGAAAGCUAUUACAGAAUGUUUGUAAAGUAAGAAAAAUAAUUCUUCAUGUUCCCCUAAGGUAUUUAAAGCCAGCUGCUUUAUGUAGAAAAGAUCAAAAACAUCCACUUCCUCUACUUUUUUGAGAGCUAUGCAACUUUUUUUUUUUUUUUUUUUUAAUAUCCUCUGAUCUGUACAUUAAUUAUUUCAUAGGAUUCGCUUCCUGGAUACCAUCAACCGGAGUCUAACACACUAUCGACAAUAUAUGAGCUCGCGGGUCACUGUGAGCGUAAUGGAAACCUCACCUAGGAUUCAAAGUAUCAGAACUUACUAUAUAAAUACAUCUGUCUACAACCUGCUGAUGUGUAGAAAUGAGAGCACUUUAUCUAUGUGGCUUAACUUUGAGCGGAGUUUGUACAAUUUUACAUAAUUGUAGUAUAUACCAUUGAUUCACUUAAAAGUUUAGAAAUUGUUUUACAGAGAUAAUAAUGUCGCAGGUAUUUGGAAGCCCAAUGCAUUUUAACCCACUCUGAUGCCAAGUUUAUUUGUAUAAAAUACCUGCCCUUUUCAGGUCCCUACCUCCAUUACUGUGCCAAUUUGAAAUAUCUCUUAUUAUAUAGCCAAAAAUGAAGAUUAUCAUUUAUCUUCACAAAUGAAGUUUAUGACUAGUUUAGUUGUUGUUUUAUAUUGCUGUGUUGGUCUGCCAGCCCCCUCCCCCAAAUUAACAAAAAAUAAAUAUAUAAAACUAAAACUCUCAUUGAUAGAGCAACAAGGCCAAGUUCUCGCCGAAGCACAAGCCUUCUCAGCUGACAUCACUCCCCCUAUUUGGAGAAGGAGGUUAAGUAGGAUGGGCUAAGGGAAGGACAUGGGUGGCAUGAGGAGGCAUGAUGUGUCUGCUGGCUUUAGACACCAAAUAUGCACAGGACUCACAUUGGCGACCCAAAACUCCUUCUCUGGGCUGGUUAAUGACAUCCCAACGAUGCAGCCGGAGGUAGCAGCAGAAGAGUUAAACUCAAUGUGCCACAUUUCAUUAAAGCACUGCAUAUUCAGACUCCAUGCACCGUGAACACUUCAAAUCAGUGACGUGGUCAUGGUGCUUGGAUUGACCCGUUACGUUUUUGAUAAACAUUCUCCCUUUUAUUUAAAUAAAUUUCCAAGAUGUACACCCUAAUAUAUAUAUAUGCAUAUAUAUAAUGUUUUGUCUGUUAAAUAUAUUUUAUUCUAAACAAUAGAGCAUUGUUAUGUAGAUAUAAUAAAGAUGAAAACCAGCUAAAUAAAAUUGUCAGAAGCAGCCAUAUUGCUUUAUAUGCAGAAUACAUCAUAAACAUCAUUUGUAAAGGUUAUUACAAUAAGUGUUUCUCUUAAUGCUGCCGGCAAAGAGUUGAUUGAACGUGGUUCCCAGUGAUUGCAAUAAAAAUUAUGUUAAAAAACCCC
Pelobates cultripes (western spadefoot toad) is the source of this 14946-nucleotide messenger RNA. Lineage: Eukaryota; Metazoa; Chordata; Amphibia; Anura; Pelobatidae. The record is from the annotation of a GenBank genome assembly.